Molecule: messenger RNA, 1176 nt
Organism: Hansenula ciferrii
Lineage: Eukaryota; Fungi; Ascomycota; Saccharomycetes; Phaffomycetales; Wickerhamomycetaceae
Exons: 2
Coding region: 1-1176 (391 amino acids)
Source: RefSeq, a predicted model, not a curated record
AUGAGUGAUUACAAGUCUAAUGAUCCAGAAAGGAAAAGACUGGGGGACAGAAACAACAAGAGAUCCAAUAAUUUAAGUGAUGAAGAACCAGAAAAAUUAGAGAAAAAAAGAAAACAUAAUGAAGCUCAAAAAAUUGAUUAUAAGUCACCAAAGUCUGAUGAUGCUGUCAUAAAUCAAAUUGUAUUAGAAAAUAAGGACAAGAUAAUAAAGAACAUUGAAAAUCAAAUGAUCCUAUCAUCUGUGGACAUCAAUGUUAAGAAGUUUUACCAAGGUCUCAAAAAAAGAAAUAUUACAAUUAUUCGAAAACAUUUUCUUUUAUUUAUUGAGUUUAUUUUAGAUACAUUUCUAAUUGGAAAUCAUGAAUAUUUUGAAGAAAACUGUGGGAUAGAUAUCAUACAUUUCAUCAAAUUUGUAUUCAUAGCUAAAAGUGAAAAACUUUCAGACAUGUACGAUGAAAUUAUCAUAAAAGAUAGUAUUGAAGAAUUCAAUAAAUCUGAAAUGGUUAUUAAUCAUAAUACUGAUGAACAUGGAUCUUCAUCAAAAGGAUCAGAGUCAUUCGUUGUAAAGAAAAUAAAGAUGUUGACCUUGAAGCCAGAAUCAUGUACUAGAUCUGAUCUUGAAAAAUUGAAUUUGAUACAGAAUAAAGAGUCAAAUGAUGAAUGUAUGGCUGUUAAGAUUUAUGAUAUUAGUUUGGCACAAGAUAACUUUAAUGAUAACAUUAAAAAUUGGGGUUAUGAAGGAAAUUUCGAAGAUUAUUUUAAUAAAAUCAUUUUUUAUGAUAAAUUCAUUAAGGAAUUGAGAAUAAUGAAUCAUAUACAGCAUUAUAAUAAUGGUAUCAGUGAUGAUAAAAGGAGAAUUAAUGUUCCAAACUUGAUUAAUUAUGGAAUGCUUGCAAGUUUUAAUUUCAAUGGACCAUUUAUCGUAGAGAGCUAUGUUAAUUGUAUCCAAUGGAAACCAAAAACAAAAGAUCACAUACAACUAGGUUUGGAACAAGUUAAUAGAUUGUCAGAAAUUGGAAUCAUACAUGGGGAAAUUUCUAAAAGAAAUGUUGGAUUUGAUGAAGAACAACAGAAAUUUUGGAUCAUUGAUUUUGAUCAUGGUGAGAUUUUAGAAGAAGGCAAAGAGAAUGGUAAUCCUAUGACUUAUGAAAAGCUGGAACAGUAUCUCAAAUAUUGA